Molecule: messenger RNA, 123 nt
Organism: Racocetra fulgida
Lineage: Eukaryota; Fungi; Glomeromycota; Glomeromycetes; Diversisporales; Gigasporaceae
Source: the annotation of a GenBank genome assembly
AUGGACGUUACCAAGGACAAGGUACAUAAUAUUAAAAACUAUAUGGAUGCUACAAAAGACAAAGUACAUGAUAUUCGAAACAAUAUGGACGUUAUUAAGGACAACAUACAUUUGCCAUCGUAA